AUUGAAGAAUUUUAUAAACCUAGAACCGUGUGGGAAAAAAUAGACCUCGGGAAAUACAAUCCAAAGCGUCAUCGCCAUCCAUAUCGUUAUCGCUCUCUUUUAUCCAAUUUAUUUAUACUAUUAAUAUUUGUAUUUCUAAGAUAUACAUAUUUAUAUAAAUAAAUUGGAUAUUUAUUGCCAAUUUGUAACAAUACCUACUCUCAAUUUUCAUAGCUCUGCUCUCUCUCCUUCUGAAAGAAAAGAAAAAGAAAAUAAAUCCAGGAGCUUAGAAUUUGGUAAUUUGACCAUCCACCAAAAUGGAAGGCGUCGAUCACUUGGCCGAAGAGAGGAACAAGGCGCAAUUUGAUGUCGACGAGAUGAAAAUCGUCUGGGCUGGUUCCCGCCAUGCCUUCGACGUCGCCGAUCGCAUGGCUCGUCUCGUCGCCAGCGAUCCGGCAUUUAGAAAGGAUAACAGAGCGAUGCUAAGUAGAAAGGAAUUGUUUAAAAACACUCUAAGGAAAGCAGCUCAUGCUUGGAAACGUAUCAUUGAACUUCGUCUUUCUGAAGAAGAAGCAAGUAAGCUAAGGACUUUUGUCGAUGAACCAGCCUAUACUGAUCUUCACUGGGGUAUGUUUGUUCCAGCAAUUAAAGGACAAGGUACGGAAGAGCAACAAAAGAAGUGGCUUCCUUUGGCGCAUAAGAUGCAAAUUAUUGGCUGCUAUGCACAAACUGAACUUGGUCAUGGUUCCAAUGUUCAAGGCCUGGAAACCACUGCAACUUUUGAUCUUGAGACCGAUGAAUUUGUCAUUCAUAGUCCUACAUUGACUUCGAGCAAAUGGUGGCCUGGUGGAUUGGGUAAAGUUUCCACACAUGCUGUUGUUUAUGCACGACUAAUAACAGAAGGUCGUGAACAUGGAGUGCAUGGCUUUAUCGUCCAGCUUCGGAGUUUGGAUGAUCACAUGCCUCUUCCCGGCAUAACUGUUGGUGAUAUUGGAAUGAAAUUUGGGAGUGGCGCAUAUAAUACCAUGGACAAUGGUGUUCUAAGAUUUGAUCAUGUUCGCAUCCCAAGGAACCAAAUGUUGAUGCGGGUUAUGCAGGUUACAAGGGAAGGGAAAUGUGUGCAAUCCAAGGUUCCACGGCAAUUAAUUUAUGGCACUAUGGUGUAUGUGCGGCAGACAAUUGUAGCUGAUGCUUCCGCUGCUUUAUCACGGGCAGUUUGUAUUGCUACACGGUAUAGUGCUGUUCGGAGACAAUUUGGUUCAAAUGAUGGUGGUGUUGAGACUCAGGUGAUUGAUUACAAAACUCAGCAAAGCAGACUCUUUCCUUUGCUGGCAUCUGCAUAUGCUUUCAGAUUCGUUGGUGAAUGGUUGAAAUGGCUUUAUACGGAUGUGACCCAAAGGCUGCAAGCCAAUGAUUUCUCAACAUUACCUGAGGCUCAUGCGUGUACUGCUGGUUUGAAGUCCUUGACUACUUCUUUCACUGCUGAUGCCAUUGAAGAAUGUAGGAAACUUUGUGGUGGACAUGGUUAUCUUACUGCGAGUGGCCUUCCAGAGUUGUUUGCAGUUUAUGUUCCUGCCUGUACAUAUGAAGGAGACAAUGUUGUGCUGCUUUUACAGGUUGCAAGGUUUCUCAUGAAGACUGUUUCUCAGCUGGGUUCUGGAAAGAAGCCUGUUGGAACAACAGCUUAUAUGGCACGGGUAGAACAUCUUUUGCAGUGUCGUUGUGGUGCUCAAAAGGCUGAGGAUUGGCUAAAGCCUAAUGUGAUAUUGGAGGCAUUUGAAGCCAGGGCUGCUAGGAUGUGUGUCACCCGUGCUCAAAGCCUUAGCCACUAUCCAAAUCCUGAAGAGGGUUUUGCAGAACUGUCAGCUGAUCUAGUUGAGGCAGCCGUCGCUCAUUGCCAAUUGAUUGUUGUUUCCAAGUUCAUUGAGAAAUUGCAGCAAGAGAUACCAGGGAAAGGUGUGAAACAACAGUUGCAGAUUCUUUGCUACAUGUAUGCUUUGAACCUUCUUCAUAAACAUCAGGGUGAUUUUCUCUCCACUGGAUGCAUCACACCCAAGCAAGCUUCACUUGCAAAUGACCAACUGAGAUCUUUAUAUUCCCAGGUCCGUCCCAAUGCAAUUGCACUUGUUGAUGCAUUUAACUACACUGAUCACUACCUUGGUUCGGUUCUUGGUUGCUAUGAUGGAAAUGUUUAUCCAAAACUCUACGAAGAAGCAUGGAAGGAUCCUCUAAAUGAUUCAGUUAUUCCUGAUGGCUACAAUGAAUAUGUUCGCCCUAUGCUGAAGCAACAGCUACGUAAUGCAAGACUCUGAAGAAUACGUGUUUGAUCUAUAUGCUCUAUUGUUGCAAAUAAUAAUGCUAAUAAAGCUGCCUAGAAGGUUCACCUGAAAGGUGAAGAUUGGGUUUCUUUGCUUCUUUUUUCUUUUCAAGAAACUAUUAGGUUAGUGAUGAUUUAUGGUUGGGUAGCAUUUAUCUUCCGGAUGUUGAAAGAAAUAUCAGGAAACAGCCAUGCAGACCUCAUGCAGCAAGGAAAUAUUAUCAAUCUUCCUUGGAAGAUUCAGUAAGUUAUACUAGUGAGGAGCAAGACAAGACAAGACAAGAUUCUUUUUUCUCUACUAGGAUUGCUAAUGCUACAAGGGAUAAAACUUUUACAUAUACUUUAGUAAUAUAUGGAGAUGUUGAUGAUUCACCUCCUUUGUCUUCCUCAAUUUGUUCCUGCUGUAAGAUCUGAUGGUUCUCCUGCUCGCAUAAGUGGACUGUAUCAUUGUUUCAUGGCUUCAUGCUACAAUUUCAUCCUGAGAUUUUAGAACAUGUUAAUGAAUCCUGGUUUAUCUUUUACAGCUCCACAAACUUGGACUGAGAUGCAGAAAUUGUUCAAGAACAUGACAACGUUAUAAACCAGUUCUAUGGCUGUUUAUUUAUAACAUUAA
Messenger RNA from Ricinus communis (castor bean), 2909 nucleotides. RefSeq names its product peroxisomal acyl-coenzyme A oxidase 1. Gene Ontology annotation, cellular component: peroxisome. Lineage: Eukaryota; Viridiplantae; Streptophyta; Magnoliopsida; Malpighiales; Euphorbiaceae. Gene Ontology annotation, molecular function: fatty acid binding; FAD binding; acyl-CoA oxidase activity. Gene Ontology annotation, biological process: lipid homeostasis; fatty acid beta-oxidation using acyl-CoA oxidase; long-chain fatty acid metabolic process. Bases 297 to 2291 code for a protein of 664 amino acids. The record is from RefSeq and is a predicted model, not a curated record. The transcript is spliced from 14 exons.